Vombatus ursinus (common wombat) is the source of this 2276-nucleotide messenger RNA. RefSeq names its product glucokinase regulator (gene GCKR). The coding region runs from base 20 to 1897 and encodes 625 amino acids. The transcript is spliced from 19 exons. NCBI's taxonomy places the organism in Eukaryota, Metazoa, Chordata, Mammalia, Diprotodontia, Vombatidae. Gene Ontology annotation, cellular component: mitochondrion; cytosol; nucleoplasm. Gene Ontology annotation, biological process: negative regulation of glucokinase activity; glucose homeostasis; carbohydrate derivative metabolic process. The record is from RefSeq and is a predicted model, not a curated record. Gene Ontology annotation, molecular function: enzyme inhibitor activity; enzyme binding; fructose-6-phosphate binding.
GUGGCUGGAGCUUGAGUCCAUGCCUGGGACAAAACGAUUUCAACAUGUGAUUGAGACCCCUGAGCCAGGCAAAUGGGAGUUGUCUGGGUAUGAAGCAUCCUUGCCAAUCACAGAAAAGUCGCAUCCUCUAACCCAGGAUUUAGAUAAGGCAAAUGCUGAACAAAUUGUACAGCUCCUGGGGCAGUGUGAUGCUGAGAUCUUCCAGGAGGAAGGACAAAUAGUGCCUGUCUACCAGCGGCUCUACAGUGAAUCGAUCUUAACCACCAUGGUCCAUGUGGCUGGAAAAGUUCAGGAAGUACUAAAGGAUCCUGAAGGGGGGCUUGUUGUUCUGAGUGGAGGGGAAACUUCAGGCCGGAUGGCGUUUCUUAUGUCGGUUUCCUUUAACCAGCUAAUGAAAGGCUUGGGACAGAAACCUCUUUAUACCUACCUCAUUGCAGGGGGUGACAGGUCUGUGGUGGCCUCUAGGGAGGGAACUGAAGAUAGUGCCUUGCAUGGGACUGAGGAACUGAAGAAGGUUGCUGCAGGAAAGAAACGAGUGAUUGUCAUUGGCAUUUCUGUUGGACUCUCUGCUCCUUUUGUGGCUGGUCAGAUGGAUUUCUGUAUGAAUAACCCAGACAUCUUCUUGCCUAUUCUGGUAGGGUUCAAUCCAGUGAACAUGGCUAGAAAUGAUCCCAUUGAGGACUGGAAUUCCACAUUCCUUGAAAUUGCACAACGGAUGCAGAAGCUGCAAGAGAAACAGGAAGCAUUUGUGCUCAACCCUGUAAUCGGGCCUGAAGGGCUCAGUGGUUCCUCCAGAAUGAAGGGUGGAAGUGCCACGAAGAUCCUGCUGGAAACUCUUCUGCUGGCAGCACACAAGACUGUGGACAGAGGCAUUGCAGCCUCUCAGAGCUGUCUCCUGGAGAUCUUGAGAACAUUUGAACGAGCACACAAAGUCACCUACAGCCAAAGCCCCAAGAUUGCAGCGCUGAUGAAGCAGGCAAGCACCAGUCUGCAGAAGAAUGGCCGAGUGUACCUGGUUGGUUGGCAGACUCUAGGUAUUAUUGCCUUCAUGGAUGGAGUGGAGUGUAUACACACCUUUGGUGCAGAUUUCCGAGAUGUUCGAGGCUUCCUAAUUGGUGAUCAUAGUGACAUGUUUAAUCAGAAGGAAGAAAUUGUUGCCCAGGGUCCACAGUUUUCCUUCUCCCAAGAAGAUUUCCUCACUUUUAUCCUGCCAUCCCUCACUGAAAUUGACACUGUGCUCUUCAUCUUCACCCUGGAUGACAACCUCACAGAAGUGGAAACAUUGGUGGAGCAGGUAGAGAGGAAGACUCCUAAUAUCCAAGCCCUGGCUCACAGCACAGUGGGGCAGAACUUACCGUCCCCACUGAAGAAGCUCUUUCCAUCCAUCAUCAGCAUCACCUGGCCCCUGCUUUUCUUUGAAUAUGAAGGGAACUUCAUCCAGAAGUUCCAACGUGAAUUGAGCACCAAGUGGGUGCUGAACACAGUGAGUACUGGGGCCCAUGUUCUUCGUGGGAAGAUCUUGCAUAACCAUAUGUUGGACCUAAGAUUGGGCAACUCCAAGCUCUUCUGGAGGGGCUUGGCCAUGCUGCAGCGGUUUUCAGGACAGGCCAAGGCUCAAUGCAUUGAGAGUCUACUCAAGGCCAUCCAUUUCCCUCAAGAAGUGUCGGAGGAGAUCCAGGCAGCACCUAUUUCCCACCACAUUCAGAUUGCGAAAGAAAAGGAACAGGUGAUCCCCAUCGCACUACUGACCCUCCUUUUUCGAUGUUCCAUUCCUGAGGCUGAGGCCCGGCUUGCUGCUGCCCCCUCUGUCUGUGAGGUCAUUAGGAAUGCCCUUCUCCGGGUUGGUCGGAAGCGCAGUGCUGACUCAAUUGAUACCCUCAAGUCUACCGUUGGCUAGUUCAGCAGAUGAGAAGGGAACCUAGUUUACUGAGUGGGGGAAUAUCACACAAGGAGUGGGAAAGAGAGCAAAAUACCUUAAAGCUUGAAGUGACAGAGCCCCUGGAAGGAGGUACUUCUAGGAGGUGUGUCCCACCCCAGAUUUGGGAGAAAUGUCUCUUCUGUUACUCCCCUUGGUUCCCUUCUCUGAAAAAUGUGGCAAUUGGGCUAGAAUCUAGCUCAAUCAUCUAGCCAUUAGGUGAUCUCUGAUAUCUAUGUUCUAGCUCUCCAAUUCUGUGAUGUUGUGACUAGGAAAUUCCUGAUCACAUAAUACGUAUGUCUGAUCUUUGCAGUCUGUUCUUAUUUCAGAAAUGAAACUCUUCUGCUUUUUGUCUCAUAAA